This is a messenger RNA of Strongyloides ratti, 861 nucleotides long. RefSeq names its product Golgi phosphoprotein 3. Gene Ontology annotation, molecular function: phosphatidylinositol-4-phosphate binding. Gene Ontology annotation, biological process: Golgi to plasma membrane protein transport; Golgi vesicle budding; Golgi organization. The transcript has 4 exons. Lineage: Eukaryota; Metazoa; Nematoda; Chromadorea; Rhabditida; Strongyloididae. The record is from RefSeq and is a predicted model, not a curated record. Gene Ontology annotation, cellular component: trans-Golgi network; cytosol; Golgi cisterna. The coding region runs from base 1 to 861 and encodes 286 amino acids.
AUGUCAGAGGGAUUGGUACAAAGAAGGAAACCUGCUCAAAAAAAAAAUAAUGAUAAUACAGAGGAAAAACCUGCUGAUGAAGUUUCAGGUAGUGAAUCAGAUCAUAAUAAUGGAAAAGAAGAUAAAGCUCUUAAAUUAAGUUUGAUGGAAGAAAUUUUGUUACUGGGUCUUAAAGAUCGUGAAGGGUACACGUCAUUUUGGAAUGAUUGUAUUAGCAGUGGUCUACGUGGCUGUGUAAUGAUAGAAUUAGCUUUACGAAAACGUAUUGAUUUAGAAAGUACAGGAAUGAGAAAAAGAGGUCUCUUAUCAAGGAAAGUUAUUGUUAAGGAUGAUAAACCAACUGGUGAUGCUAUUUUAGAUGAAGCAUUAAAACAUAUAAAAGAUACAUCCCCACCAGAAAAUAUUGUAUCAUGGAUAGAAUAUUUUUCUGGUGAAACAUGGAAUCCUCUAAAAUUAAGGUAUCAAUUAAGAAAUGUUAGAGAGAGAUUGGCAAAAAAUAUGGUUGAGAAGGGUGUUUUAACAACAGAAAAACAAGAUUUUUUGUUAUUUCAAAUGACUACACACCCUCUUCAAAAUCAGCAUAUGAAAGGAAGACUUAUAAAGAGGAUACAAGAGAGUGUUUUAACUCGUUGGACUAAUGAUGUUCAUAGAAUGGAUAAAAGAGUUUUAUCAUUAAUAAUUUUAUCACAUGCUAGUGAUGUAUUAGAGAAUGCAUUUGCACCUUUGUCAGAUACCGAUUAUGAAUUAGCUAUGAAACGUGUAAGAAUUCUCCUUGAAUUAAAUUAUGAUCAGGAGGCAGAAAAGAAAUCAGGACAGACAAAUGAUGUUAUGUGGGCUGUAUUUGAAGCAUUCAAUAAAUAG